ACCUCGUCGCCGAUGGCCUCUCGAUGGGCAUGGGCGACUAUCUCAGCACGCAGGCCGAGACGGACCUCAUCAACCACGAGCGGUCCCGCGAGCUCUGGGAGAUGGAGAACUUCCCCGAAGGCGAGAAGGCCGAGAUGAUCGAGCUGUACGAAGCCAAGGGCAUCUCAUCCGAAGACGCCAAGCUCGUUGUCGACACGCUCUCCAAGUACAAGGAGGCGUUUGUCGACAUUAUGAUGGUCGAAGAGCUCAAGCUCAUGCCCGUCGACGACGACGAAAACCCGUUCAUCGGCGGCCUCAUCACGUUUGGCUCGUUCGUGCUCUUUGGCGCGGUCCCGCUCCUCUCGUAUUUGAUCAACUUGCUGCCGGGCGUGUCGCUCACGGGCGACCAAGCGCUCUGGGGCUCGUGCUUCCUGACUGUCCUCACUCUAUUUAUGCUCGGCGCCGUCAAGGGCCAGUACGUUGGCCAAAAGUGGUUCCUCUCGGGUAUGUACAUGGCCAUCAACGGCACCGUCGCCGCCGGCAUGGGCUGG
This is a messenger RNA of Saprolegnia diclina VS20, 530 nucleotides long. RefSeq lists its product as hypothetical. Gene Ontology annotation, molecular function: manganese ion transmembrane transporter activity; iron ion transmembrane transporter activity. The record is from RefSeq and is a predicted model, not a curated record. Lineage: Eukaryota; Oomycota; Saprolegniomycetes; Saprolegniales; Saprolegniaceae. Gene Ontology annotation, biological process: intracellular manganese ion homeostasis. The transcript has a single exon. Gene Ontology annotation, cellular component: membrane. The annotation marks the transcript as partial.